AUGCCGUUUGCACAGCUUGUGAUCGGCCCUCCAGGCGCAGGCAAGUCCACCUACUGCAACGGCAUGCAUCAGUUCCUCGGAGCCAUCGGCCGCAAAUGCUCCAUCGUGAACCUGGACCCCGCAAAUGACAAAACGUCGUAUCCGUGUGCACUGGAUGUUCGUGAUCUCGUAACGCUGGAGGAGGUGAUGAGCGAGGACCACUUGGGUCCGAACGGGGGCAUCUUGUAUGCGCUGGAAGAGCUGGAGGAGAACUUCGACUGGCUGGAGGAGGGGCUGAAGGAGCUCGGAGAUGACUAUAUACUGUUUGACUGUCCGGGACAGGUAGAGAUCUUCACGCACCAUUCAUCGUUAAGGAAUAUCUUCUUCAAACUCCAGAAGAUGGGGUAUAGACUAAUUGUAAUCCACCUGAUCGAUUCCUACAACCUCACUCUCCCCUCUAUGUACAUCUCCGCUCUCCUUCUCUCUCUCCGCGCCAUGCUCCAGAUGGACCUCCCGCAUCUGAACGUGCUCACCAAGAUCGACAAUCUCUCCAACUACGCCCCGCUUCCUUUCAACCUCGAUUUCUACACAGAGGUCCAAGACCUGUCCUAUCUGCUUCCACAUCUAGAAGCAGAGUCCUCGCGGCUGUCGCACGAGAAGUUCGGCGCCCUGAACAACGCAAUAGUCGACCUCGUCGAGGAGUUCGGCCUGGUGGCUUUCGAAACCCUAGCCGUCGAAGAUAAGAAGAGCAUGAUGAAUCUCCUCCGGGUGAUUGACCGGGCGAGCGGGUACGUCUUUGGACCGGCGGAGGGCGCCAACGAUACGAUCUGGCAGGUCGCGGUGCGCGAGGGACUCGGCACGAUGGAUGUUCGCGACGUCCAGGAGCGGUGGCUCGAUGCGAAGGAUGAGCAUGACGAGCUGGAACGGCAGGAAUUGGAGGCCGAAGCCAAGGCUAUGAACGAGGCCGCGGAGAGGGCCAAGAGUAACCCCGGUAAUGACGACGACGAUGAAUACGAUUAUGACUUUCGACGAGGCGGGAUGCCGGAUAGCGGAGUGAAGGUUGUCCGGAAAUCAUGA
Messenger RNA from Aspergillus terreus NIH2624, 1056 nucleotides. RefSeq names its product GTPase GPN2. NCBI's taxonomy places the organism in Eukaryota, Fungi, Ascomycota, Eurotiomycetes, Eurotiales, Aspergillaceae. The coding region runs from base 1 to 1056 and encodes 351 amino acids. Gene Ontology annotation, molecular function: GTPase activity. The transcript has 3 exons. The record is from RefSeq and is a predicted model, not a curated record. Gene Ontology annotation, cellular component: cytoplasm.